UUGAGAGCCUCUGCAGCAAAAUCCAAGAUGGCUGUUCAAGGCUAGUGAUAAACAUGUAUGUGCCUGUUAUGUUUAUGUUUACUUCCAUAUCUUCUGGGAGAAUCAAAAACCAUUGAAUCCUGGCAUUUUAUCUCGGUGUCUGCACGUGAAAUAAUUCAUUAGAACCUUCGACACCUUAAAAAAAUGGCACAAGCAGCUGUGGAAACCGUUGACCUAACCGAGGAGACAAUAAAAGAGGAGAAACAAGGAACUUCGACGUCCUUGGAAUGCGCUGUGUGCCUCCAACCUUGCAUUCAUCCAGCAAAAUUACCGUGUACCCACAUUUUUUGCUAUCUCUGUGUCAAAGGGGUAGCUAAUCAGAGCAAAAAGUGUCCGAUGUGCAGACAAGAAAUUCCAGCUGAUUUUGUCGAGAGACCGCAGCUGGUGGAGGUUGAAGAGUCCAAAGUACCAGGCACUGAUGAGGAAUAUCAAUGGUUCUAUGAAGGACGAAAUGGCUGGUGGCAGUACGACCCCAGAACAAGCCUAGAACUGGAGACAGCUUAUAAACAAGGAAAGAGGACCUGUGAGCUCCUGAUAGCUGGUUUCCUCUACAUCGCAGAUUUCGGCUCAAUGCUGCAGCUUCGGAGAAAUGAUCCAUCGAGACACCGACGAAUAAAACGAGAUCUGCAUAACGUUCCAAAAAAAGGUGUCGCCGGGUUGAGGUUGAAUCGAGAAGAUGAGCCUGUUAUCAGGGAGAUCAGAGGUGCAGAGAGACCAGCAAGUCCAGCAAGUGAUACGAUGGGUACAGGAGAUGGAACGAAUACACCUGUACCACCCAGCAAUACACCUCAGACACCAGCGGGAAAUGCGAGUGGCGAUGCAACACCCUUGACUGACAGAACGGAACAGAGACAGGACUCUUUACAUCAGGUUUUAGAACAAAUGCGAUCAUUAAUGCUAAGGGGCCACUUCACCCUUAAUAGUGAUAACGAUGUUGAAGAUACGAACGACGCUGGAUCAUUUUCAGAUAAUCAACGUUCAAUGCUGUGGAUCCCGUCAUCAAAUCCAGAUACAUCUACGUACACCGACGAAGAUGAUCAUCUUUAAGUGUAGAAAAUCUAAUCGCUAUCGUCCAGCUGGUAGGUCAAGGCCAGGCAAACGUUGAGUCUUCGUCACUUGCAUUCAUCUUAUUUAUUCGAAAAGAGACGUAUUUUCUAUUCCAUUUCGUUUGUUGAGAAGAAGAGAUGGGUUGGGAUUUAUUUUUGUGAAUAUUUUUUGAAGAAAAAAUUGCUUGCAUUCGUGGAAAAAAAUUGAGACUUGAGUCACGACUUGAAAAUAAUCACGAAUUGAAAUUCGUGUGCAGACUCAUUGAAAAAUAAAUACAGUUAAUGGUUUUUCUAAAAAAUCAAUUUCCUCUUCUAUAAAGGAUCAAUAUCAAGAACAACAAUUAAUCUUAAAAUUCAAUAACUCGUUCUCUGUGUGUUCUCAAGGAAU
Molecule: messenger RNA, 1473 nt
Organism: Fopius arisanus
Lineage: Eukaryota; Metazoa; Arthropoda; Insecta; Hymenoptera; Braconidae
Gene: Rnf146
Product: E3 ubiquitin-protein ligase RNF146
Exons: 4
Coding region: 184-1086 (300 amino acids)
Biological process (GO): ubiquitin-dependent protein catabolic process; Wnt signaling pathway
Cellular component (GO): nucleus; cytoplasm
Molecular function (GO): zinc ion binding; ubiquitin protein ligase activity; poly-ADP-D-ribose binding
Source: RefSeq, a predicted model, not a curated record